ACGGACGUUUGUCUGCAGCUGGGACAGCGGUUUACAUGUGACCUUUACAUCUGCCUGCUUGCAUUGAGUGUGUGUACAUGUGUGGGUCUUGGGGAAGGAAAGUGGGGGCUUAAUAAUCACAUCUAAACCUAAAGACACCAAUUUAUUCUCACUUCAUGGUUAAAGCGGUCGGUUAGUCGCACCAGUUUUAGUAGCAGACACCUGGCAGCUCUUGAAAUCUGUGCCACACCAUCACAGGUGUGUGAUUUCCUGUGAUGUCCACUUUUCGAGAGCUUUCAGCCAUGCUGCAUGGUCUUCAUCAGUGGGCGAUGAGUUUCAUUUUUACUGUUACAGUCUCUCUGUGAGUUUCUAGAAAAUGUAUCUAGGUCACAUUCGCCAGCAGUGACCUUUAAGAGCUGCAGUGAGUUCUUGGCAGAUGUGUAGUGUUUAUAGGUGAAACUUAAUGGGAGUUUGUGCGUUAACCACAGGAACUGAAAUUACAUUAACACUGUACAGAUCAAUGUUUACACACAUACACGUCUUUUAAAAAAUACAUUUCAGCCAGAUUUUACUCCGUUUUAGCCUAAAUACCUAAACAUCUUCUGGCAAAUCACCAAAUUCGGACUGGGAUUUGGUUUACGGCAACACACACACACAAAUAUACACACACACAAUGACAUAAUCAGUUUGAGGAAGUGCUUGAAUUUGAGGGUUUUCACAUCCAAAUCGGUUAAACGGUGCAGGGCUCUCUCAAACCUCACAGUGAAGAGCAUUGUGAGCAGUCAGUCGGGUCACGGUGGUAACAGACUAAGCAGGGGUGAGCAGUGUUUUAUAAACUUUCUUUAAGCCCAGGGAGUCGUCUCUCAGGCUACGUACAGGCAGCCAUGAUUAUGUGAUUGGUGGAGUUUGUGAAGGACGAGACGCAGAGUCUGAUUUUCAGUUUUUUUCUGGUAAAACGGCGAAGCAGAGUGAUGCUACACAACCUCUCAAAACACUCAUUCCUGCACCACUCACAUGAAUGUCAACACUCAGAACUUAAACCUCAGUCUUUACUGGAUCAAGACACAAAUCAACUAAAUGUGUGUGAAACUGCACCGCACGUACAAAUACCUAGUAUUCCCCUUGUUGUAAAGAGGAAACAUGACAGGAGCGCUGUCCUGUGAUGUGAUUGAUCAGGGGUUUUCCAUCUCACCGCUGCUCUAGUUUCAAUUUCAGUUUCCCUAAAAUGACUCAAAUCCUGGUCAGUCUGCUGUGGUCAGUGAUGCAGUCAUCUUUUUUUUCUUUGUUUCCACACAGAUGAGACGUUUACUGACUUUUCCUCAGAGGAGACACGUUCUCCAGAGGCUGUUUUUGUCAUUCCUCAGAAUCCUGUAUCAGAUUGAAGCUUUAUUCGUGUCAGAUGAUCGCAGGAUAUUUUAAGUGUUAAGUUCCUACUAAUUAGACAUUGCUCAUCGCGGAGCUGUUGUCUGUCUUCAGGUUUACAGUAAUCUCCGUUCUCAGUGACUUCCACAGUGAUUACAGCUUCAUUUCAUUUUACCAGUAGAGGCAGAGUCACGUCAAAAUCACAUUGUUUUAUGCUGUGUGAGUGUGUGUGUGUGUGGAGGGAGGAAAUAUGUUUGAAUGAGUCUGGUAUGUAAGCAGCUCCUGUGCUUCCCUUCCUGUCAAACAGCUGCUCUCUGAUUAGCAUCAGCAGAGUCCAGGAUGGAGAGCUUUAAAGGCGGUGAGAGGGAUCAGAGUUUUCAUAGGUUACCCUGUUGUUCGCAGCUUCUUACUGCAUGUUGUUGUGAGAGGAAACUAAACUUCAAUACCCAGAAAUCCUGUCACCCUGCUCACAGUUUGUAUUUUACUGUUUGGUUGCACAUUUUCACUCUGUGUGAUCUGAAUUUAUUCAGACAAACAGGGUGAAUCUACAGGAUUUUUCAGAGAUGUGAUUUCCUUUUGUUGUGGCCUCUGGGCAAAAAACAGACAUCAGUGUAACGAUGUAUUUUAUUAACCCCAGUGUACAUUGUGAAUGUUAGAGUAUUAGAGCCACUGUUGACAGAUCUUUGGGGAUGUUUUGUUUGAUUGUUUAUUGACUAACAAAGCAACAACACAAUAACAGAGCAGAGGGGAAAAACAUUAAGAUUUCAACAACAAAGCUGUCGUCGUUUCAACGUUUUACACAUUACACAGAAAAUAAUCUGACUUUUUCUUGUAAUAUCACGACAAUUGUCUUAUAAAAUACUUUUUAAAAUCAUAAUAUUACAAAUGUGAAUCAUCUUUAUUGACAAUUAAAGUUUAAACACACACAAGGAAUUUGUCUUGGUAUAUUGGUGCCAAACAAUGUUAAUAAACUAAGAAAGAGAGAUAAGAGGGUAAAAGUAAAAAGCAAAUACUGUGAUACAAGGAACAUAAAUAAAUUAGAUUAGAAAUAUUGACAAUAAUAAACAUGAUUUUUUAAACUUUCUGUGAUUUUGUCAAACAGAGACUCUAGAAAGAACAACUGACAAAUCAAACAAAUAGGAGAUGCAGUUUUUGUUGAAGCGUAAGUGUAUCUUGAAGAUGAGAAGCCAAAUGCAGAUGAAAACAGAUGAAGUUGAAGUGUGAGUCGGUACGUUAGUCGUCUUCCUGCCCUGUCCCCUGAAACACACAUCCUCCUCCUCCGCCAGAGGAAAAAGGAAACAACAGUUGAAAACUUCCACUUUCAGGCCGUUUCCUUCAGAAAACAUGAAAACGCUGAGCGCACACAGUCACAGCGCCAUCGCGUUGUUUCAGUUUCGUCUGCCGCCUCUGCUGCAGCUGAACGAGGACUUUAGGAAAUCCUCGUGUGGAUGAUAAACAGCCCGUGACCUUUGACCUUGGACGGACUGAGAUGAGGUUUAGUUAACUGCUGCAGUUUCAUCUGCGUGUUGGCCGGUUAUCAGUAAACAUCACAGUGGACACUCGGAAGGAACAAACCACAUGAUUGGCUUUGAAGAUCGACUUAGAUGUCGUCGCACACACACAACUAAACACACAGCAGAGCACUGAGAGGUCAGAAACAAAGCAGCAGCUCAACCCUCGUGAUAGAUCCUUUCUCAGGCAGGUUGUUUUUUUAUCAGCUCUCCAUUUCCCUCCCUCUCUCAGUCCAGACUCAGACGCCUAAAAAUUUCAUCACUUUUUUAUUUUUCUUUUAUUCUUGAAGCCUGAAACAAUGAUGCUCAUUCUGCCAACAGGGUGUUAACGUUUCAACUGAAGGAAAUUUCACAGAUUUUCAUCAGCUAAAAAGCAAACUGAUGGACAAAGUCUCAAUAAGGUAGUUGUGAAUAUUUUUAGCUUCAGAAAGGAGGAUUAUUUUGGUGAACAGACCUUUGCACCUCCACAAAGCUUAAGGACAGAGGACGAGAUAUCAUGAUUUUUAGUUCCUGGUGUGGAACAAAAUCAACACAGGUCUUACACAUGUCGUCUUUAAGAGCUAAGAAAUCCCACACUGUCCGUCUCUCGUGGAACUCAGAACUUAAAAAGGUUAAAUUCAGUUCAAUCACACCUAAAACUCUUCCCAUCUCUGCACCAAAAGCAUUCAAGCACAUCUCAACCCCACUCUCUGAUCAAUCAACUCCUCGGAUCCGAACCAUCAUCCAUCAGCCUUCUGUUACUGAAUUAAAGUCACGCACAUUAUUUUCUCCGACUCCUCCAGAGUCAAACAACUUUUUUGUUUGCACAGGCCUCACUUUACGCUUCUUCAACCAAAGGACUUCUAACAGCGUCUGAAACCACUUUUCUGACGGUGGAAUCAAAGAGCAGGGAGGUUAGGGGCUAAACUUUCCGAAACAGACCUUUGCAGAGUAGGCAGGUGGUUAAACGAGUCCAACACCAUGAAGUCCUGAAGCGGGGGCUGGUUUUGUAUGAUUCAUUGCAGCACAAGCUGCAAGCUUUUCCGCUCUGCCUUGCGGUCAUUUUGGAGCGAGUAUAAACAUUUUUCUUUGAGAUGACGUGGUUUUCUUGAGACAUACCGAGGCCGAGCAGAAUGAGAUGAUGUACUACAAUUUCUGCAGGUUUUUAUCUCAGUUAAAGGGAGUGGAUUUUCACAAGAAAUCUGGGCUUCACUCACUCACACUCCCUCUGAGGUCAGUAGAUGCUCCUGAUAAGCUGGAAGUUACACAUAAACAGAUUAGAGGAUGAAGAACUUCAGUUGUUUAUUUUGACCGCCGCUCCCUAUUUAUGUGCGAGAGAGAUAGAAAUCAAGGGAAAGAAAUAAAGAGAGGCCGGGAGGGAGGUCUGAGACAGUUUGAGUCCUGUUUCCAGUCAUGGCGUCUCCUGUAAUGGAUCUCCUGCCGGCGUUAGCGUCCACGAUGUUUGCCUCCACGGGCAGCCUGCUGAGGAAGGGCACUGCUGUUCAGAGACUCAGCAGGAGGUUCAAGAGGAGUAGGCAACACCUGAGCAGAACCAUGUCGUCUCCAGAGGUGUGCUGGCCGGUGCCGAUGCGAGCCAUCGGGGCUCAGAACCUCCUCACCAUGCCGGGGGGAGUUUCCACUGCAGGAUACCUCCACAAGAAGGGAGGCAGCCAGUUCAGCCUCAUGAAAUGGCCACUGAGGUACAUCAUCAUCCACAAGGGCUGUGUAUACUACUUUAAGAGCAGUACCUCGCCUUCACCACAGGGGGCGUUCUCUCUCAACGGCUACAACAGAGUGAUGAGAGCAGCAGAGGAGACAACGUCCAGUAAUGUUUUUCCUUUUAAAAUCGUCCACUUCAGCAAGAAGCACAGGACAUGGUUUUUUUCUGCAGCCAGCGAGGACGAGAGGAGGAAAUGGAUGCGAUACUUGCGGAGGGAGAUAGGUCACUAUAACGACCGGAAAGAGGCCUUCAUUCCCAGCGACUCAGAUUCGGAUGCUGACAGUUUCUACGGCACAAUUGAGAAGCCCAUGGACAUUAAACACUCCGACAUUAACGCAGAUGACGAAUAUGUGGAGGAGGAGGAUGAUGACGACGAGGAAGACUAUCUGAAGCCGGACGGCGACUCUUCGCCGACGCAUACAGGUCGACCCACAGGGCCUCCCCCCUCUUACCCUCCUCCCCCGGUGCCAACACCGUUCCAGCUCCGCCAGGACUCCAGUUCGGGUUUCCACAAAGGCCCCCCUCCUCCCGUUCCGCCGCAGCACAGAAUCCCCACCGCCCCUCUCCCCAAGAAACCCCUGCCCUUUGCACCACCUCCCUCCAUCCUGAAAGACCCCAACAAAGCCCCGCCUCCUCCUCUCCCCUUCGCUCCCCACCUACAGAAGCAGUUGUCCGGUGCUCCUCCACCUCCUCCCCCCAACUUAAAGAGGACUCAGAACUGGGCGACGUCCGUUGGGGAGCCUGGGAACGACAAGAGGGACUGGAAGCCUCUGCCAGCCGUUUCUGUCCAAUCCCCGGCCACCCUGCCCAUCUGUGACCAAUUAGAAACCAGGUUGGCUCUAAACGGUCCCGCCCACGGCCCCCUUAACACUGGAGGGAGCCAGUCACUGGGCAACAACCUCAUGAUGAGCAACCUCCGCAAACCGACCGUACCGACUCAUUCUGCAAACAUCGGAGGGUCCACCAUCCACCCUCCACUGUCUCCUCUGCUCAAAACUGGACUACACAAUAAGCCGGUGAUACCCAAACCUCCUCCACCCGGCGUCAAACCCCCGCUGCCUACAGCCAAACCCAAACUGCCAGGAACCCCGUUCCAAGCAUCUCCAGAAGGCCAGAGCUUCCGCUCAAUAGGAGAGGAGGUGCCAUUAGAGUCCAGGAAGAAACGAAACCUGAGGAAACCAGGUGGAGGAGACGACUCUGACGACGACUACGAGAAUGUGCAGCUGCCAGACUCUGUGUUCAUCGACACGACUGAAACCAGCUUUGUAGAAAGGUUGUUCAAAGACGGCCCCGUCCCUCCACAGGACGGACUGUAUGGCAUCAGGAACUCUGGAACCAAAACCUCCAAGGUGCUGGUGGUGUGGGAUGUCAGUAUAGGCAAAGCCAGAAACUACAGACUGUUUGAGGAGGAGGACCAGAUAUUUCUGGACAGCGAGGUGACUUUCCCCAACCUGGCAGCUCUGGUCGAACACUACUACAGCCAUCCUCUUCCUCACCACGGCUCGCUCUGCCUGCAGAUGCCCUUCACAAAGGCACUGAGCAGCUGAUGAGCAACUGUCAAAAACAAACACAAAUACACCUGAAAACAAAGCAGAAGAACGGGGGAGUCAGGACCCAGCGGAGAUAAAACUCUGAACUGAUCAAACCUCUCACUGCUCAGUCGACAAACAACAGGUCAUUUCCAGCUGUUGUUGCACCGUAAAACUUCCUGUUUAACAGCAAAGAAACUUCUGACUCCUGAGACACCAGCUUUUAUUUAACUUAUUCUAAAGACAAACUAAACUUCAAUCCUAAAAAAAACUAAAUUAAUCUGACAAUCUGCUGUUUUUCAAACGUUCCUGCUGCAUUAGGCAAACUGGGUUUUGUCCACAGGGGGGUGCUGUGAUAUGAAAUGACCACACAGCUUUACAGUGUAUGUAAAACAUAUAACAUGCUGUUGUUUUGAUCAGUUUACGUCUGAUAAAACAUUAGAGAAAAGGGUUGCAAAAUCACAAAUAUUCCUUUUUACACUUAUUCCUCUCAUCAGCCUCGUCAAGAUCAAUAGAUUCUUGGUAUUUAUUGAUAAAUGUCUGUGGAGGAUUGGCUGUAAAUGCAUGUUGUUUGGAGUUGAAUAAUAUUUAAGCUGAUUAUUUUAAGUCCUAAAACUAAUUAGCAGUAAUUGCAUCACAGCUAAUAACUGGAUCGGUGUGACGAUGAAUUAUGGGAUAGACUCGGCUCUGGACUCGUCUCUCAGGCGGCGUCAAGACCAGUGUGGGUUAUAUGAACUUGCACAUACACUCUUCUACCACAAGGUGGCACAUGACGCUCAUUUAAGCGUUCAAGACUGAAAGUGCAGGCGCUGGGACAGAUCUGCUGUCUCACCAUGUGACCCAGGAGGAUUCAGAUCUGCCUCAGGUUCAGGACCAAACUGAACCUGAAUCAAAGAGCAGCUGCAUCUUUAUUUAUUUCACAAACCUUCAGCCUUUAGUCGAGACUUUCCACCUGUUUCAUGCGUGUAACUAACAGGUCUCUCUGGUCCAGGUGCAGGUCACUUGGGACUUGUAACGCUGCAGAAUGCUGCUGGACAAAUUCACUUAAAUUGGCUUUUUGUUGCACUUUUUCUCUCCAGAAAAGUCUCAUUCUGCAGCGCUGCGAGUCCUUCAUUAACACGAAGUAGAACCAGGAUCAUCACUGGUGUCUGAACAUGAAGAAAUCUGAAAUGACGUGUGGAUAUGUUCUGAUGAUACAGUUUGUACAGCACUGACUUUAACGCUGUAAAUCUCUCUAUAUAUUUAUAUGUAAAUGCUGUAUGUACUGUAAAAAAACAGUCUGUAAAAAUGUAAAUAUAUUUGUUUUCUACAGAAAUAUAUGUUGAGAAUGUAUAAAGGAUUCACUCAGA
Messenger RNA from Lates calcarifer (barramundi perch), 7429 nucleotides. RefSeq names its product SH3-domain binding protein 2 (gene sh3bp2). The coding region runs from base 4245 to 6098 and encodes 617 amino acids. Lineage: Eukaryota; Metazoa; Chordata; Actinopteri; Centropomidae. The record is from RefSeq and is a predicted model, not a curated record. The transcript is spliced from 13 exons. Gene Ontology annotation, molecular function: SH3 domain binding. Gene Ontology annotation, biological process: signal transduction.